AUGAGCGAGCGCUGGGACGUGGGCCGGGCCCUGGCGCUGGCCGCGCUGUUCCGGCUGCUGCAGGGCGCGGCCCGGGGCUGCUCCGAGCCCUUCGUGCCCCUCUACCUGCGGCUGCUCGGGCUGCCCGCGCCGCUGGUGGGGGUCGCGGCCGGGGCCCGGCUGCUGGCGGCGCUCGCCGUGCCGCUGUGCUGCCCGCGGGGCCGCGCCCGGAGCCUGCUGCUGCCGGGCUCGGUGCUGGGCUCGGCCGGGGCCAGCCUGGCGCUCACCCUCAUCCCGCCCGCGGGGGACGCGGGGAACACGGGCUGUGACCGCAGCCUGCAGCUCGGCCUGCCCGGCUCCCUGCCCUCCGUGCUGCCCUCCGCUCUGCCCAGCCCGGUGCCCGCCGCAGUGCCCAGCCCGGUGCCCAGCCCCGGCAGGAGCAGUGACACAGCGCUAAAGCCGAGUGCUCUGCCGCACACCAGAGCCGUGCCAGGGGCAGCGGGGACUGCGGGGACAGCGGCUGCUGACGUGUGGGCAGCGAGCAGGAAGCCCGCUCUGGGCAGCUCAACCUCCCAGGGCGUGUUGGGCACGGCAGGUGAGCUUCAGGAACGCGGCAGAGGGACUGGGGAAGGUGAUCCAAAGGGAAAAGGCUCCUUGGAUGGUCCCUCUGGCUGGACAGUGAAAGGCAUUGAUCAGCCGACUCCGGAACCAGAACGGCCGGCAUCCUACGGCGCUCCCUUCCCUGGGCUCCAGGAGGAAACACCAGGCUCUGCUCCCACCACCUAUCUUGCUGAAUAUGCUGAGGAAAGCCUAAAUGCUACUGAGAGUAAUGAGCCAGCUUUGUUUAAAACAGCUCUUCCCGCUGUUGGAGAAGCCCACGUGUCUGAAAACCUUUCGGACUCUCGAGAUGUCAGCUUGGAGGCAGUGCAGAGCAUCUCCCAGCACACAGAGUACCAGGUUUUUCUCAUGGUCCUGGGCGCUGUGGUGCUUUGGGAGCUGUUGGCCACUUCCCUGGAAUGGAGCAUGGAUGAGAGUGUCUACGAGUACCUGGACUUUGUGGACGCCACGGACAGGUACCGGCAGCUGUGGCUGUGGGGCUCCGCGGGCGCGGCCGCCGGAGCGUGCGGCGUGUCCGUGCUGGUGGAUCGGCUGGAUUGCUCCCUCGGCGGCUCCGUCCCCCGCCUCGCCGUGCACUUCUACGCCUACGCUGUCCUGGUGAUGCUCUCCCUGAUGGUCAGCGUCUUCUUUCCAGGCCACGCUGCCAGGCAAAGCGCCCGCGCUGCCGGGCUGGCCAAAGCGCUGUCCGUGCUGCGGGGGCACGGCCGGGCGCUGCUCUUGGCGGGCACCCUGUUCCUCGUGGCCGCUGCCAGCUCUGCCAGCCACACCUUCCUCCUGUGGCAGCUGCAGGACCAGGGCAGCAGCGAGCUCCUCCUGGGGCUCUGGGUGUCGCUGGGGCCGCUGGCAGAGCUGGCCCUUCACCCGCUCGGGGCGCGGCUGCUGCGGGCGCUGCCGGGCGGCGGGCUGGAGGUGCUGAGCCUGGGCGCGCUGGCAGCGCAGCUCCUGAGCUAUUCCCUGCUCCGGGCGCCGUGGGCAGCGCUGCCCGUGCAGGCGCUGUCCGGCCUCGGCAGCGGGGCGCUGCGCUGGCGGCUGGAGGGGACGGUGGCGGACGUGGCCCCGGCGGGCUCGGAGCGCGCCCUGCUCGCCCUGCUGCGGGCGCUGAGCGCGGCCGGGGCCGGCCUGGGCAGCCUCGGCAGCGGCUUCGUGGUGCAGCGCCUCGGGCUGCCCGUGCUGCUCCGGGCCAGCUGCGUGGGGCUCGGGCUCUGGGUCCUCCUCUUCCUAAUUGUCCAAUCCAGAUUGCCCCGGCAGAGAAAAAUUAAUUAUUCCCGGCUCCUGGCUGCUGAUUCCAGUGAAAUGAGUGACUCAGAGGAGGAGAACGAGAAGGACUGGCUGGUAAAGGCUAUGAAGGAUGAGGGCUUUAACAGGAAUUGGAUACGGCAGCAUGGGAUCAAGUAGUCUGUACGUAAAUCUGUGGGGUGGAGUGGGAACCUGGUGUAAUGAUAAUAUCCAGAAAUCACCAUCAGUUCGAAACUGCUAAAUAUAUAGAGGCUAUAUCUGACAUGAGAGAUUUUAAUUUUUU
Messenger RNA from Pyrgilauda ruficollis (rufous-necked snowfinch), 2116 nucleotides. RefSeq names its product major facilitator superfamily domain containing 6 like (gene MFSD6L). Gene Ontology annotation, cellular component: membrane. The transcript has a single exon. The record is from RefSeq and is a predicted model, not a curated record. Lineage: Eukaryota; Metazoa; Chordata; Aves; Passeriformes; Passeridae. The coding region runs from base 1 to 1992 and encodes 663 amino acids.